Aphanomyces invadans is the source of this 3980-nucleotide messenger RNA. RefSeq lists its product as hypothetical. Bases 48 to 3872 code for a protein of 1274 amino acids. The transcript has a single exon. Lineage: Eukaryota; Oomycota; Saprolegniomycetes; Saprolegniales; Verrucalvaceae. Gene Ontology annotation, molecular function: ABC-type transporter activity; ATP binding; ATP hydrolysis activity. Gene Ontology annotation, biological process: transmembrane transport. The record is from RefSeq and is a predicted model, not a curated record. Gene Ontology annotation, cellular component: membrane.
UUGACUAUGACAGGACAACGGCGAACGAUCACUUUGCUUUAGGCACCAUGACGGACAAGUUGGAGCAGCCAGACUAUGUGCUGGCGAGCACACCGAAAGAAGACGGGUUGCUGAGUGACACCGCCGUGGCGACCCGUGCGCCGCAACUGGCCCCGUUCAAAGAUUUGUUUCAGUUUGCUGACUCGACGGACAUGGCGCUCAUGGCAGUGGGCACGUUGUCGGCCAUCGCGACCGGGUUCAGCCAGCCGCUUCAAAUUGUGUUCUUUGGCGACCUCAUCAACGCGUUUGGGUCGAUCUCGAGCGAUCGAUUCAACGUCGCGAUGUUCGACCGGCAGAUCAACGACAUCGUGUACAAGUUUCUCGGCGUUGCCGCCGCCGUCCUUGUGAGUGGGUUUGGACAAAUUGCGUGCUGGUCAAUCACGUCGUCUCGUCAAACCAAGCGGAUGCGCGAAGCGUACGCGGCGUCCAUUCUGCGCCAAGAGAUUGGAUGGUUUGACAUGCACGAGCCGACGCAACUGGCUACCAACGUAGCCGACUCGACGCUGCUCGUCCAAGAAGGCAUGGGACGUAAAGUCGGCGACGGCAUCAACUUUGCUGCGAUGGCCGCGGGCUCGAUCGUCCUCGCAUUCUACUACGGGUGGGAGCUGGCCCUGGUGCUCCUGGCAUUCACUCCUCUCAUGGGCGCCAGCGCAUAUUACAUGUCCAGGACUAUCACGGUGGCUGUCCACAGUGGUGUGACGUCGUAUGCCGAGGCGGGCGGGAUUGCCGAAGAGAGUUUGAGCAAUAUCAAGACCGUCCACAUGUUCAACGCGAUGGCGAGCAUGGUGGAAAAGUACAAGGCCGCUCUUAUGGUCACGCAAGCAGCGGGGGUGUCGAAAGGCAUUGCCGUGGGGAUCGGGACCGGCGUCAUGUACCUCAUCAUGCUCUGCACGUACGCCCUGGGGAUGUAUUACGGCACGGUCAAGAUAACCAACGACCAGCUCGGCGACGACGUGUGCACGGGCAGUCGUUGCUACGACGCAGGUCGCGUCAUUACCGUGUUCUUUUGCGUCGUCAUGGGGUCCAUGGCCAUCGGCCAAGCCGGCCCCAGCAUUCAGGCCAUCGCCACGGCGCGAACAGCAGCUUUUGAUAUCUUUGCGCUGCUUCGCCGGCCAUCAACCGUCGAUUCCACCUCAACUACGGGCGCUGUGCUGGACCACGUGCGUGGCGACAUUGCGCUCGACAAUGUCGAGUUCGCGUACCCGUCCCGCCCAGACGUACAAGUUUGUGCAGGAUACACGUUGUCGAUCCCGGCCGGUCAAACGAUUGCCUUGGUCGGGGCGAGCGGGAGCGGCAAGUCGACGAUUGUUGCGCUGCUCGAACGCUUUUACGACCCCACGAGUGGCCGCGUCUCGUUGGACGGCCACGAUUUAAAGACGCUCAACGUCCCGUGGCUGCGGACACAGUUUGGACUGGUCGGCCAGGAACCGACGCUGUUUGCCGACACAAUUGCUGCCAACAUCCGCCAUGGCAAGCCCACCGCAACGUUUGACGAAGUCGUCGAUGCAGCCAAACAAGCCAACGCAUACGACUUCAUCAUGACGUUUCCACUUGGGUUCGACACGCCCGUGGGUAAUCAAGGCGCGCAGCUCAGCGGGGGCCAGAAGCAACGAAUUGCCAUCGCCCGUGCCAUGAUUAAGAACCCGGCGGUGCUGAUCCUGGACGAAGCCACGAGUGCGUUGGACACGGAGAGCGAGCACAUCGUGCAAGCGUCGCUCGACCAGUUGGUCGCGGCUCGCCAACGCACGACGAUCGUGAUUGCCCACCGGUUGUCAACCAUUCGCCACGCUGAUCGAAUCGUCGUGCUGGAGGCAGGCCGCGUUGUCGAAGAUGGUUCUCACGACGACCUGCUGCAGAUUGAUCACGGGCUGUACAAGGCACUCGUCCAGGCACAAGAGCACCGUGGCCCUUCCGUCGCCACAACCACGGUGCAGCCAUCGCAUCCACCCGUUGGAGCAUCCAUGGACCGCAAUUUGAUCGUGGACCAACCCUGUGAUUCAAAGCAAGCCAACGUCCUAGACGGCCAUGCAUCCGUUCGCAGUCUUCCAUCCGAAGCGUCGGACACGGCGGUGCCGAUUUCAAGGGUCUGGCGGCUGAGUGCACCAGAGGGCUGGCACGUUGUACUUGGGUGCGUCGGGGCGGUGAUGCACGGCAGUUUGUACCCCGUUUGGGGGGUUAUUCUCACCAAGUGUACGAUGGUCUUCUUCCGCGUGGACCGUGGCGUGGAUGGCAUGCGAUCGGAAGCUCUCAAGUGGUCGUUGGGGUUUGUGUGCCUGGGAUUCGCGAUGUUGGUUGCAGUUAUCGUCCAGAAGCAUCAAUUUUCAAUCGUGUGCGAGCGCCUCACCACGCGCAUCCGAGUGAUGUGCUUUGGCGCGAUGCUGCGCCAAGACAUGGCCUGGUUCGACGACCCUCGCCAUGCCCCCGGAGCCCUCACGACGUGCCUGGCCACCGAUUCGAUGGCCAUUCAGACAAUGACGGCGGAAACGUUGAAUGCGAUCUUGCUCAACGCGUCGACACUUGGGGUCGCGCUGGGGGUGUCGUUCUACUACAGCUGGCGGAUGACGCUUGUCUUUCUUGCUGUAGUCCCCCUCAUGGGCGUCGCCGCUACGCUUCAGAUGCAAAUGGAAACAGCUCAGACGGGCAAAGGCGACGCGAACGAAGGGGACGUCCAAGCGGGGGCGGUGCUCAGCGAGGCCAUUCACGCGAUUCGAACGGUCGCGGCAUUCAACCUCGAAGACCGCACGCAACACGUGUACGCGACACAGCUGCAGCUCAGUGCGUCGCUGGACCGCAGGAUGGGCUUUCGCGGCGGCGUGGCGUACUCGGUGGCGCAGUCGUCGGUGCUGUUUGCGAUCGCAGCCGUGUUCUACUACGGCGGGUACCUCGUCCGCCACACGCUGUUGGACUUUGAAGGCAUGUUUAUGGUGCUCAACUCGAUCUUGUUUUGCUCGCUCGGGGUCGGGAUGGCGGCCCAAGCUCUCGGGGAUGUGGGAAAAGCCAAGAAAUCUAUCGACCGCAUCUUUUCCAUUGUCGAUCGGCAUCCCUCCAUCGACGCCGAUGCGACGUCUGGUCAUGUCUUGGAGCACGUGGACGGCGCCGUCGAAUUUCAAAGCGUCGCGUUUCGAUACCCCAGCCGGCCCGACAGUUCCAUCUAUUCGGACUACUCGUUGAAAAUCGAAGCGGGGCAAACCGUGGCGUUGGUGGGGGGCAGCGGCAGCGGCAAGAGUACUGCGAUCAACCUUCUCGAGCGAUUCUACGACCCCUCUGCAGGAUCGAUCAAGUUGGACGGACAUGACCUGACCUCGCUCAAUGUGCACUCGUUGCGGAGCCACAUCUCGCUGGUGAGCCAGGAGCCCGUCUUGUUUAGUGGGACCAUUGGCAGCAACAUCGCAACGGGUAAGCCGGGGGCGACGCAGGACGACAUUGAAGAUGCCGCGAAGAAAGCGAACGCGCACAACUUUAUCAUGCAGUUUCCAGACGGGUACAACACGGCUGUGGGUGAUCGAGGGGUGCAAGUGUCGGGGGGUCAGAAGCAGCGCAUUGCGUUGGCCCGCGCCAUCAUUCGCGACCCCGCGAUUCUGUUGCUCGAUGAAGCCACCAGCGCCCUCGACAACGAAAGCGAACGCAUUGUCCAAGCGUCGCUCGACCGCCUCUUGCAAAGCAAGCGCCGGACCACCAUUAUCGUCGCCCACCGACUCUCUACGAUUCGGCACGCCGACGUGAUUGCUGUCGUGAACAACGGCGGGAUCGCUGAACUUGGCACGCACGACCAGCUCGUGGCGAUUCCCCAAGGCAUUUACGCCAACCUGGUCGCACGCCAAUUGCUUUCAUGAUACUGCUGCAGUGCCGAAACAUCCAAAGAAUUUAAACAUUGCAUUCCACUUCGUAUUGUGUGGUGGUCGAUCACGAUGAUGUCCUUCGUCCAGCCUUCUCUGUCAUCC